GCCCGAGGCAGGGGCAGAGUCCAGCCCGGGGGGAGCAGCAGGUUCCCCAGCCCGGGCAGGCGGCGGCGGCUGCGGGGAGGCGGCUGGGGCGCGCACCAUGCCUCUGCGGCUGCCGGGCAAGAAGAAAGGCAAGUCCAAGGAGACCUCCAAGCUGGUGGAGAGCGAGGAGGCGGCUGCGGCCCGCGGGGGAGGCGAUGCUGCGGCCGCGCCGCCCCCUCCUGCCCAGCCCGGGGCCCCGCUGCUCUUCCACACGCAGCUGGCGCACGGCAGCCCCACCGGCCGCGUCGGGGGCUUCGCCAGCGUGCGGGAGCUGUACGAGCAGAUCGGCCAGGCGUUCCGCAUCCCCGCCGCCGAGAUCAUAUUUUGCACUUUGAAUACGCACAAAAUUGAUAUGGACAACCUCUUAGGAGGGCAGAUUGGUCUUGAAGAUUUCAUAUUUGCCCACAUAAAGGGACCAAAAAAAGAAGUGGAUGUUCUUAAAUCUGAGGAUUCUCUGGGGCUUACCAUUACAGACAAUGGAACGGGCUAUGCCUUCAUAAAGAGUAUUAAAGAAGACAGCCUUGUCGACCAAAUCAAAGCGAUAUGCGUGGGUGAUCAUUUGGAAUCUAUAAAUGGAAAAAAUUUGGUGGGUUAUCGUCAUUAUGAAGUUGCCAACCUUUUAAAAGGACUGGAGAAGGGUCAGACAUUUAAACUAACCUUGAUCGAGCCUAUGAAAGCAUUUGAAAUGAUUGAACCAAGGUUAAAAAGUGGAACUCUAUCAGAAGCUAAAAUCUCCAAGGGAAGAGAAACGCUUCGACUGAGAUCCAAAGGUCCUGCCGUGGUGGAGGAAGUGCCCUCUGAAAUUGAAGAAAAAGCAAUAAAAAAAGUAGAUGACCUUCUUGAAACAUACAUGGGAAUAAGAGAUAUUGAACUAGCUGCAACAAUGGUAGAAGCAGGAAGAGACAAGAACAAUCCAGAUGAAUUUGCUGUUGCACUUGAUGAAGCUCUUGGAGACUUCGCAUUUCCAGAUGAGUUUGUUUUUGAUGUAUGGGGAGCCAUAGGUGAUGCUAAAUAAGGACGAUUUUAAUGAGAAAUGUACAAUUUAUUAAUCGCUGUUUGAAGAUACAAUUGCUUUUAAACAAUUAUGGGAUCAGAAUUUCAAUUUAUUAAUAUGAACGAUGGGCUGAUGCUGUAUAUAUUUGAAAUAGUCCCCUUUAAAACCUUUUGCAAAGUAGUCUUUUCUGGGUACGUGUUUUGAAAAACCUUGUAUAGCAUCCAGAUAUUCUGAAAACUACACAUUUAAAAACAAAUAUUUAAUCUACUUUUAUAAAUUAAUAUAUGGAACAGUUCCACGGUAUCUGUUUAGUAUUCAAUUGAUCCAGUAUUUUUUUUCUCACAUGUGCAGUAUAUUAAAAGUAUUUUGCAGUUCUCUGAAGAGAUAUUAGACAUAUAUAAUAAAGAGCUAGGGUAUUUUAUCUUUUUUAAAGAAAAGCUUUAUAAAACUUGAUAAUAUGAAAAAGUACUCAGAUGUGCUAUAACUCAAUAAUUCUCUGUUCCCUCAUGUACACUUUGCUAUACAUCUAACCCCUUCUUACUGUUGUGUAUGAAGGAGUGCUCUUCCUUACAGAAGUUGGGAAAAGGCUACUUUUUGUAUAGGGGUGAGGUUCAGAAAAAACUUCCCCUCAACAACCCCCAAGGCUUCAUUUGAGAUCUGACACCCUUUGGAUGGAAAUGAUUUAUAUAAAAUAGGUAUAUCACCAUAUAUUAUCUCAUAGAAUUGGAAGGGACCCUGAAAGGCCCCCUGCCUUCACUAGCAGGACCAAGUACUGAUUUUUGUCUGAGAUUCCUAAGUGGCCUCUCAAGGAUUGAACUCACAACCCUAGGUUUAGCCCACCAGUGCUCAAACCACUGAGCUAUUCCUCCCCGCAUCCGUAAUAUAAGAUGCCUAACUACUACUGUGGUGGGUCUAUGGGAAAUGCAUACCACAGAUUAUAUAUCAGUCUCUGUCUGCCAUGUUGCUACAUUAAAGUCUUCUGGACAACAAAAGAACACACAAAAGCCAGCUGCACAUAUUUAUUCACACACAUACGUAAUGGCAGGGAUCUGGCAUUGAAUGCUGUGGCAUAUGACAACUCAUGUGCUUAUUAGAGUUAAGCAUGUGCUUGAGUGCUUUGCUGAAUCAAGAUCUUAGUUACUCCUGUUGUUUGUGUGGCUUUCUCAUGAAAUAUGGGAGAGAGAGAAAAAAUUAAAAACAAGAAAAUGUGAUUUGUAAAACCACAAAAAAGUGGCAGCCUGGACACAAAGGCCAGGCUUAGAACCUCAAACUACUUUUAACUCAUUUUUUGAAAUUGAUUAGAUUUCAAGUUGUCAGUGUCCUUUUAGAAAAUCAUGUUGUACAUAAACACAUUUUCUUUAUCUCUUUUCUAAAUCAGUAAUAAAACCUAUGAUUAUUAAAGGGGAAAGAACUUUUUAAAAAACCCAAUUUAUCUAUAUUUACUCCUGUUUACUGUUUAUAAAGAAAACUGAAAUGGAUUGAACACAAUCAGUUUCAUAUUCAGGUUUUCAGUGUUGCAAUGUUUGGAUUUUAAACAAGGCAGAAGGAUACUUUCAACUGUUUUUUCAUUAGGUUUUCUGUUUGUUUUAAAUUGUGGAAAUAUAUUGAUCUUGAAAUUUAUAAAAGCUUGUUUUACAUAAUUUAAACAUGGGCCAAAUGAUAAGAUCCCUUUACAACAAAACUGAAGAAAAAAGUGGGACCUUAUCUAGACUGUGCAAAUACUGUAGCUUUUCACUGUUCUUUUAUAUUUGAACAAGCAUAUAAAAUAAAUACUAUUCCAAAAAUAAAGUUUUCUAAAUUUC
This is a messenger RNA of Trachemys scripta elegans, 2835 nucleotides long. It is a transcript of the gene GIPC2, whose product is annotated as GIPC PDZ domain containing family member 2. The transcript has 6 exons. Gene Ontology annotation, molecular function: protein binding. The coding region runs from base 98 to 1054 and encodes 318 amino acids. NCBI's taxonomy places the organism in Eukaryota, Metazoa, Chordata, Testudines, Emydidae. The record is from RefSeq and is a predicted model, not a curated record.